AUGAAGCCUGCAGAGAAUGAACAGAAUCCUUGCAGUGCUGUUUAUCGGCGACCCUACAGGGACAGGGUGAUUCAUUUACUUGCUCUGAGGACUUACAAGAAGCCAGAGUUACUUGCUCACUUGCAGAGAGAUGGAGUCAUGCAAAAGGACAAGGGCACCCUUGCAAAGAUCCUUCAGCAGGUAGCCAAGUGGAAUGCAAAGGAUAAUUCCUUCAGUCUGAAGGAACAUCUGUUUCAAACCCUUCAGACUGAUUGGCCUGGCUACACUGAAGUAGACAGACAGAAGUUGAAGUUAAUACUCUCUAGUGCCGGCUCUGUUUCCCCGUGCACCCAUGUGGUGCAGCAAACAGAGAAAUUUCAGAGUUCCAGCAUCCCAGCACCUGCCACGGAGCAGGAGGAGAUGCCCAGUUCAAGCGGGGAGAAAAAUGAAUUUGGGAGGCUGAAGAAGUGGCAUCACUUGGAUUUCGAUGAAGGAGCAAGAAAAGAUACUUCCAUUGCCACCACAUGCUCUGCAACAGUCAACCAACCAGACUACCUGAAAAAAUACGUAGCCAUUGUGUCCUUGGAGCAACGCCAGCGCUACAAGGAUGAAUUCAAUGCAGAGUAUGAGGAAUACCGGAAUUUACAUUCUCUGAUUGACAAGACCACAAAGAAGUUCAGACAGUUUCAGGAGCAAUGGAAGUCUCUGACUCCAGGCUCUGAAGCCUAUCAGAGGCUGCAUCAUCAAAUCCUAGCAGAUUAUCAGCAGUUACAACAGGGUAGCCCCAGCUACUCUGAAAUGAAGAGCAGGUGCCUGUACCUCCACAAAAAGCUGGCCCAUAUUCAGAGGCGCAUUUCUGAAUUUGACCAGCUGUAA
Melozone crissalis (California towhee) is the source of this 855-nucleotide messenger RNA. Its product is annotated as RNA polymerase II elongation factor ELL2-like. Lineage: Eukaryota; Metazoa; Chordata; Aves; Passeriformes; Passerellidae. The record is from RefSeq and is a predicted model, not a curated record. The coding region runs from base 1 to 855 and encodes 284 amino acids. The transcript has 7 exons. Gene Ontology annotation, biological process: transcription elongation by RNA polymerase II; positive regulation of transcription elongation by RNA polymerase II; snRNA transcription by RNA polymerase II. Gene Ontology annotation, molecular function: cis-regulatory region sequence-specific DNA binding. Gene Ontology annotation, cellular component: transcription elongation factor complex.